AUGAGUUUUUUGGACGAAUUGCGCUCGAAAAAGCACACUUUGAGGCCCACUUCUACGAUAUUGACACACUUGGAUGGUCAGAAAUUUAUACAGUGUGGCCCAGAAACCACGCCAUUUCACCGGAAAAAAUUUGGAUUUGUUGUUGAUACUAAACCGGAUAAUGUCCCUGCUAAAAUCACCGAUUUUAUCUAUUUGGGGUCACAGGAUUGUUGUGAUUCGGAAAUUUUGCGAAAUUAUUGUAUUGAAAACGUUCUCAGUGUCGGAAUUGAAGUCAAGUGUGGGAAAAAUUGCAAAUUUGUCGAGUGUUUGGAUCUACCGGAGACGGACUUGGAAGAGGUCCUCGCCCAAAGUGUCGAUUUUAUCGAGAAUGCUGUGCAAAGACAGAGUAAUAUUCUAGUGCAUUGUAACGCCGGUGUGAGCCGUUCGGCCUCCAUUGUCAUAGGUUAUUUGAUUUUAGUUCGCGGUUAUAAUUUUUUGGAUGCAUAUAAUAUUGUAAAAAAUGCACGAAGUUGUGUUCGACCGAAUGAUGGGUUUGUUACACAACUGAGGAAUUUAACUAGGUCGUAAUUUUUUUCAUUGGUUUUUGUAGUUUGUAGAACUGUUCAUUCAUAAUAUAACUUUUUUAUUGGUAUAAUAAGAAAUAAUUGUAAUUUAACCUCCAAUAAAGUUUUAUAUUUACGUAAGUUCAUUUCGUGUACCUUUGAUAACAUUGCAAAUGUAUUUUUUACCGAUCUUGUAAAUAAUCAUAGGUGCAUGGUGUUUGAAUAAAAAACAAAGCAA
Tribolium madens (black flour beetle) is the source of this 780-nucleotide messenger RNA. RefSeq names its product dual specificity protein phosphatase 19 (gene Mkp). The transcript has a single exon. The record is from RefSeq and is a predicted model, not a curated record. Bases 1 to 567 code for a protein of 188 amino acids. NCBI's taxonomy places the organism in Eukaryota, Metazoa, Arthropoda, Insecta, Coleoptera, Tenebrionidae. Gene Ontology annotation, cellular component: cytoplasm. Gene Ontology annotation, biological process: protein dephosphorylation; regulation of MAP kinase activity. Gene Ontology annotation, molecular function: JUN kinase phosphatase activity.